CGUGUUUUACCUUGCUUUGUUACGAAUGCAAGUGUUUUGGUUGUUUGGGAUUUUCGAGUGCAAAGAAUUUUAGUAACAAUGGCAAAUUUAAGUCGCAAUAGUCGCGUUUCGGAUCAGAUAAUGGAAUAUUAUUUGCGCUACGGUCAAAAUAGAGACCUGGAAAAAUUUCUUCGGUUACGUUCCAGCACGACUCGCUCGUCUAGUGACGGUAGUUUACCCGGACUAGAUGAACUGGAUCGAAGAGAACAGGUUUCAGAGAAGAUAGGAAAAUCAAUGGAAAAUCUGUCUACAUUGAAGCAACGAUGCGAUCAACAGAAUUCUCAAAAAUCGGACAAUUCUUCCAAAAGCAAGGAGAAAGUAGGCCAAAGUUCAACCGUGCAGCAACAGAAACCUGCUGAAGAACCUUCGCCAGAAAAAACGCAGCAAGCUGCGGGAAUUGUAGUUAAAGAGACCAAAAGCGAAAUGAAAUCCGGCAAAAAGUUCAAUUUUAAUUUAGAGUCGGUUAUUGAAAUAAAAUUACCUCCGGCACCUGUUGUACAACAUCCGCUUUUAAUUUCGCCUCCACGAAAUGUUCUGGCAUCGGAAGUGGGAACAAAUAUUCAGGAAUUCAGUUGCUCUGGCACGCAGACAAUGGCCGAGGCUCGAUCUGUGGAACAACAAACUGAGGAACCUAUUCGGCCGAUAUUGAAAACUACCAGCGCACCAGCAGCGUUAGUUUCCAACCCAGAGGAAAUGAUGGAUAAUACUCGGGAUAUUUCCCCUGUUAGUAGCAUUGCGUCGAACAAGCAAAAACUUGAAUGGGACUCGCUCGGGGAUAUAGGAUACGAUUCUAAAGAAAAAUUUUACUUUUGCGGUGCUUCCGAAUUGAAUGAAACGAUGAAGCGUUGCCUCCAACAAUAUCUUGUGAAACGAGGUCUUAACUUUGACGAAAAAGUCGUUGUAGUUCAAAACAUCCAGAAAGGAGCUAAAAACACGGAAAGCUGUGAAAAACAGAAAAGUGAUGCCCGACAAAAGUGGCAAGCAGUCUAUGAAAAGUAUAAAGAUAAGUACCACCAUCCUUCGGAAGUCUCACUGAAUUUGACGAAACCUGAGGCCCAAAGCACUCCGAAGGUUGUUUCCUCCCAAUAUGUGCUCUCAAAACCGGGAGUGUCUACCCAGACUAGUCUUAUCAAAGCUCAAACAAAAGCAAUACAAGCUGAGCAGGUUAUCACCGCAGACAAACAGAUUGGUACGGAAUCUCUCCGAGGGACCGAUUCAUCGGUUACAAAUAUUACCCCCACUCUGUUGGAAACCGACUCCAACGACCAACAGCAAGGUGAGAUUGCGGAAAGCUUUGAGUUCUACUCGUCACCCCCAUCGAAAGAAGUUCAUCAAUCUUCAACCGGAUCUACUCUGAAAACUUCACCGGAAGUAACCAGCAUUUCAACUUCCUCGUCGCAGUCCUCUGCUGCUGCUAGCGUAAACAAAAAGGCUAAGCACAACUUCGACGAAGAACUGCGUCUCGGCAUGACACUAUACAACACGAUUUGCGAAUCACGAAGUCUACCCGCCCAUGUGAAGCAAAGUUUGAUCGAUAAAAUUUUUCGGAGAAUUAUGAGAAACGAUCCGAAAGGACGUACUAAAGAGGAGCUGCUGAAGGACGGAGGGAAAUUUAAACGGCCUACCCGAGCAGUGGCUACCGUAGAUGGUUUGAGUGGUGUGGAGUCCAUGGGUAGCAGUAAAGGUUCAGCAAAGGUAUCGCAUGGCGGGCAGACCGCAGUGCAAAAGUGGCCUUCAGUAGAACAGGAAAUCGUUCAUGAAAGGGAUAAGGAAGACGUGAUUGUGCACGACUUGGAGGAACCAAGCAGCAAUAGUAAUGAAGCGGGAAACUCUAUUACCUCUAAAGGAACAUUGCAAAAUUAUUCCUCUACAUCGGAAACAACGCAGACGUCGUCAUCAAAACAGGGAUCAAACGGAACUGCUAAGCAAAAAUUGUCUUCGAAAAAACCAGAUUCGAUCAUCAAAUCGUCACGUUUCAGCUUGGAAACCGAUGCAGAUCGUCGGAUAAGAAAAGCAAUGACAGAGUACUUACAACCAAUGACUCACUCAGAAGUAGACUACGAGAACCAACGAGAGUUAAGACGAAGCUUGGAAAAAGUGAAUAAGACUAAAAUUGUGGAUCGAAGUACGGCAAGUGCUCCUACUACAAUCGCCAGCUCAGGCUUGCAGACCGGCCGAAUAAUUGAACUGUUCCGGCAAGAGAAGCAAUCACAACUUCUUAAAAUCGAUAAGAAAAUUGAACAUCUUAAAUCAAUCAAAAUGUUAUUACUUGAGGAUCAAAAACUAGUUAACAAUAUUCAGGAUGGUACCCAGUCAACUUAUCCGGCAGAGAAAAGACUUGUGAAAGCAGAUAGUUUCCCUUCAAACGAAAAAGAGAAUUUCUAUGCUAAUACAGUCCAACGUACAAAAAGCGCUGCAAGUGUUCCGGUGUAUACCUCGGUUCACGGAGAUACUCCAAGCAAUCUUUCUAGAAGUGAAAUAGAAUAUAUUCCUGUUUCAAGUUCGGAAUCAGGCUGGAAUUCGCAUUAUCAAAUGCAGAAAAUGCUACAAAAUCGGUCGAAACUCGAAACACCGACAUCCGACGAUAGCAUUGCCACUUUUAUCAAAAAUCGAAAGCAGAAGUUCAUCGAGAACUACGAACGUCACAGGAAACAAAUGUUCGAAGAUCAACAUCACAUAUAUACGAAGCCCUACAGUGGUCGUCAGAGUAAGCAGGAGAACCAUUCUCGCUUAGACGAAAAGCAUAGCAUUCGAAAAAUUGCCAAACCAUCGAUUGCCAAACCAAAUUUCCCAAGCAGCGAUAUGUUCAUUUCUUCCGAUUCUAUGUCCAUACCGGCAGCCAACACUUUAACCAACACAACCACACACCAGUAUGACAUCAAGUCUUCUCGGUUCAGUUCCGACAACUUGCUGGGAACUAUUUUGAAACCGGUAGCCACUCAAACGACCGGGUCGAUCCUGCGUACAAAACCUAUUUUUGAAACGAAGUCUGGGCAGCGAACUGCAACAACAUCGGUUCAGGUUCCUUCAACAAACGUUUGUGGUUGUCAGUGUGCCAGUGAAUGUCCUUGUCGACAUGUAUCUCAGGACGUCAUUUCACAACCAUCGAAGCAUACCGUAAUCGUCGACGAAAGACGCCAAAAGCAAGAUAAACAACAGCAAACUAAGCCAAGUUCCAUAGCUUAUGUGCUUACGUUCCAGGGUGACCGACACGAAAAGAGCAAAGCUUCCAAUCGCCGGCCAUCUGAAAAAGCACAGGUCUACAAUGGCAAGUCAGCUACCGAUACCGAUGGCUCAUCUCGCGACUCAACGCAAGAGCGCUCAAGAUCCGAGUCCAAAGAGUCCGCCGACAGCGAUCUACUCCCACUAAAUGAACAAUUACGUCGGAACCGUCCAGGUACUUUGUUGAGGCUAAAGGAACGCCAGAAGUGUGUCAACGAGCUGAACAAACUACGUGCUGAGCGGAACAAACAGCGAAAAAAAUUACUUUUGCUAACAUCGGACGAUUCCUUGAAAAGAACUGACGUUAGACCUCGGCUGCCGCCACCGCCACUCGCCCAGCGCCGAAUUUUCUCAUCAAAAGCCAUCAGAGAAAAUACACGUCGACAAGUAAGGAAUCUACCGGAGGUUUUACGUAAAAAAGAAAUCGAAAAGAUUAACAAUCUGAAGCGAAAGAAUCUCAUACUCAGAGAUAAAUUUAAUCGGAAUUUACAACGCAAAGUGCUUCAUGGCCAAACGGAUCUCUCCAACAGUGUUCGCGUUAUACAGGAAUAGGAAUAAAAAUGAAUUAUUUUCUACAUGCUAUGCCUUUGAUUAUUUGUAAGG
Sabethes cyaneus is the source of this 3864-nucleotide messenger RNA. RefSeq names its product centrosome-associated protein Alms1a-like. The transcript has 5 exons. The record is from RefSeq and is a predicted model, not a curated record. Bases 79 to 3813 code for a protein of 1244 amino acids. Lineage: Eukaryota; Metazoa; Arthropoda; Insecta; Diptera; Culicidae.